AUGAGCUCUACAGCCGUUGGAAUCACGUCGUUAGCGGCUGCCGCGGCAACUCUCGCUUCGCUUGUUGGAGUGGUGGUCAUAGUUCAGGAAAUCGACAACGUGAAGUUUGACAUAGAGACAAAUAUGAGGGAAGCCAAGGAAAUGGCUGAUUACACUUGGUUGCGGCUAAUGAAGGAACAGCUUCCUAAUGCAAGUGGGAGAAGACCCACAAGGGAAAUUCCGUUCGGAAGAAGCAAGAGGCAGGCUGAAUGCCAAUGUGGUACGCAACCGCAGAACUGCCCAGCCGGUCCACCUGGCACACCAGGUCAACCGGGCGAUCGAGGACUUGACGGGACACCAGGUGAAGCUGGAAAACUUGGAGUGCGUGGGAUCUCCUUAGCUGUCACCCAGAACAUACCUGGAGGAUGCAUUCAAUGCCCUCCAGGACCCCCAGGACAACCGGGAAGUAGAGGAAAUGAAGGACCAGCUGGACAGCCUGGCGAACAAGGGCAGAUGGGACCUCCAGGAAAUGACGGAGUUCCGGGAAGCCUAGGUCCAGUGGGAGAUCCAGGUCGCGCUGGCGAGCCAGGCUUACCUGGCCAAGCUGGAAUUGCCGGACAAGAUGCGCAAAGUCCAGAACCUGGUCGACCGGGCGAACUUGGUCCUCCCGGUCCACCAGGUCCACCAGGAAUUGCAGGAAAGAAUGGGACUCCAGGAGAUGAUGAGACUGCUGGAAAUGUUGGGGCUCCUGGCCGUGACGGCAAUCCCGGAAGACGAGGAGAUGACGGUGAGCAAGGAAUGACUGGAGUAGACGGUUACCUCGGUGAGGACGCGGGAUAUUGUCCUUGUCCGAUCAAUGAUGCUUCCGCACAAAACAAACAGGCGAAGACAAAGGUGAAGAAGGUGGUGAAGAAAGUGGCGAAGGUGCGGGUGAUAAGGAAAAUGGUGAAGAAGAUGGUGAAAAAGAUCUAA
Messenger RNA from Cylicocyclus nassatus, 951 nucleotides. The record is from the annotation of a GenBank genome assembly. Lineage: Eukaryota; Metazoa; Nematoda; Chromadorea; Rhabditida; Strongylidae.